Molecule: messenger RNA, 2430 nt
Organism: Nelumbo nucifera (sacred lotus)
Lineage: Eukaryota; Viridiplantae; Streptophyta; Magnoliopsida; Proteales; Nelumbonaceae
Product: aminopeptidase P1-like
Molecular function (GO): metalloaminopeptidase activity
Source: RefSeq, a predicted model, not a curated record
ACGAUUUUGUGAGUACUCAAUCCGAUUUCAGUGAUGGUCUUAUAAAGCUCCCAUCAUUCUGGUUACAGGUUUUUCCUCCAUCAUCGGAAAUUCGUCGGAAAACAUACACAUUCAGAGAGAGAAAGAGACAAUGGAAGACCCUCUCGACGCUUUGAGGCCUCUAAUGGCUUCUCAUUCUCCUCCACUCGAUGCCUUAAUUGUUCCUUCUGAAGACUAUCAUCAGAGCGAAUAUGUGUCUGAGCGGGACAAAAGGCGCCAAUUUGUUUCUGGAUUCAGUGGCAGCGCUGGUUUGGCACUUAUAACAAUGAACGAGGCACGACUUUGGACCGAUGGGCGAUACUUCUUGCAAGCAAUGCAGCAGCUAAGUGACCGUUGGAAGCUUAUGCGCAUUGGGGAAGACCCAUCUGUGGAGACUUGGAUAGCUGAUAAUCUGCCAAAAGAUACUGCUAUUGGGGUUGACCCUUGGUGUGUAUCAAUAGAAACUGCACAAAGAUGGGAGAAUGCUUUCACGAAAAAACAACAGAAACUGGUCCGGACAUCCACAAACUUAGUAGAUGAAAUUUGGAAGAACAGGCCUCUGCCAGAAAUCAAGCCUGUAAUUGCACAUCCAUUGGAAUUUUCUGGUCGUUCUGUUGUUGAAAAGUUGAACAAUUUGAGAGAAAAACUUUCACAGGAGAAAGCUCAUGGUAUUCUUAUUACAGCACUUGAUGAGGUAGCUUGGUUGUAUAAUGUUCGAGGGAAUGAUGUAUCUUACUGCCCGGUAGUUCAUGCUUUUGGUAUAGUAACAUCCAACUCGGCAUUCUUUUACGUGGACAAGAAAAAGAUGUCUGAUGAGGUGCACUCUUACAUGAAGGAGAAUGGAAUUGAAGUCCGUGAUUAUGAUACAGUGAAAUCAGAUACUGCUUUGCUUGCAUCUGGUCAGCUAAACUCCUCUUUGAUUAAUGGAGCUCAUGUUGAAUGUCUAAAAGAUGCAGAAGUGACUUCUGAAACUGGUUUGGUGAGGAAUGGUGAAAAUGAGGCAGAAGAGAGUAAGAAAAGCCUCAUAUGGGCUGACCCUGGUUCAUGCUGCUAUGCGCUCUACUCAGUACUGAACUCUGAUCAGGUUCUCCUACAGCAGUCACCUUUAGCCCUUGCAAAAGCUAUCAAGAAUCCUGUUGAGUUGGAUGGCUUAAGAAAGGCACACAUUCGUGAUGGUGCAGCCGUUGUCCAGUAUCUUGUCUGGUUGGAUAAGCAGAUGCAAGAGGUUUAUGGGGCUUCUGGUUACUUCUUAGAGCCAGAUGGAACAAAUAAGAGGAAACAUACGGAAACUAUGAAACUGACUGAGGUGACUGUAAGUGAUAAGUUGGAGGGCUUCCGUGCUUCAAAAGAGCAUUUCAGGGGUUUAAGCUUUCCUACCAUUUCAUCGGUUGGUCCUAAUGCAGCAAUUAUUCACUAUUCUCCAGACUCAAAAACAUGCUCUGAGCUUGAUGCUGAUAGUAUCUACCUAUUUGAUUCAGGAGCACAGUAUCUAGAUGGAACAACUGACAUAACACGGACAGUUCAUUUUGGCAAGCCUUCUGCCCAUGAGAAAGCAUGUUAUACUGCGGUUCUCAAAGGCCACAUUGCAUUGGAUACUGCCAGAUUUCCCAAUGGCACCAAUGGACACGCUCUUGAUAUUCUUGCUCGUGUUCCAUUAUGGAAGGAUGGUCUUGAUUAUCGACAUGGUACUGGCCAUGGCAUUGGGUCUUACCUUUACGUUCAUGAAGGACCUCAUCUAAUUAGUUUCAGACCACAAGCUCGAAAUGUGCCAUUAAAAGUGUCAAUGACUGUAACAGAUGAACCUGGUUACUAUGAAGAUGGGAGCUUUGGUAUUAGAUUGGAGAAUGUGCUUAUAGUCAAGGAGGCAGACACAAAAUUCAAUUUUGGGGAUAAAGGCUACUUAUCAUUUGAGCACAUAACUUGGGCACCGUAUCAGAAGAAGUUGAUGGACUUGAGAGUCCUAGCACCUGAGGAGAUAGAAUGGGUGAAUACAUACCAUGCCAGAUGUAGGGAACUGCUGGCGCCAUUCUUGGAUGAAUCCGAGAUGGCAUGGCUGAAGAAGGCCACCGAACCCAUUAGCGUCUAAUUGGUAUUCUCUUGGAAGCCCUCUUGCAGUGCCAUUCAUCGCUUGAGCUAUUAUCAUGCAGGGGGAAAUACUGGUAUUAGGGGCAUUUAUGAAUUUAAUUGAUAUGAAAAUCCAAUUGUGUCCAACUGUCGUGCCUUGGUCCAUGGUAAUCCAGUUAGUUACAAACUUGAUAAUAUUGAGGAGUUCCUCUCUUUUAACUUCUUAAAUUAUGGUGAAUAAAGGAUAAUCAAGUGCACGAGGAGCUUGGGAUUGUUGAAUGGUCCAUGACUCCAUGUACAUUAUCUUGUGUACCACUAUAAAGCUCUUUGCCUCCUUCGCAUCUUUUU